This is a messenger RNA of Platichthys flesus (European flounder), 6176 nucleotides long. Its product is annotated as bromo adjacent homology domain-containing 1 protein. The transcript is spliced from 7 exons. Gene Ontology annotation, molecular function: chromatin binding. The record is from RefSeq and is a predicted model, not a curated record. The coding region runs from base 286 to 2937 and encodes 883 amino acids. Lineage: Eukaryota; Metazoa; Chordata; Actinopteri; Pleuronectiformes; Pleuronectidae.
AGUUUGUCCUACUGAUCGGUGGAAGCCUAACCAGGAAGAGCGCACGCACGCACACACACUGACACACACUCAUCUCGCAGGCAGCGCCACCGACCGUCCUCCCUCCACUCCUCCCCAGCUCUCCCAGUUCACGGAGCUCUGCCAUCGCACCAGUCCGACUCUUCUCCCGCACCUCCUCCUCCUCCCGAGCCGCGGAUUUGUUCGACGGCUCCCCGGCUGGCAGGCGAGGCGAGGCAGGGCAGGAGACGGGGAAGCGUGUCUGCGCGCCCCCAGGAGAAGCAUGUGAUGACUCACGCAAGGCAGAAGGGUUCCCUCAGGCAGAGCCGCAGUAGUGCUGAGUGGUGGGACAACUGUCCUCCAGGGCCACAUGGUGGCACUAUGGACGGCACUGGGCCUGAGCGCUCACUCCGAUUUGGAAGGACAAUGAAGAUAAUUGACGUCACCAAACAAGGGAAAGAAAUGGGCAAGAAGAUGACUCGUAAGAGAGGAAAAAAAGACAAAUCUGAUCAGAACAGGAAACUCGACCGACGGCGUGACAAAAAAUUGGACAGGAAGUUGUAUCCCUUGAGAGGGCGGGCUGGGGGUUCAGGUGAGGAGGGGCUCAGCUGCCACGUUCUCCUCACCCGAUUGGAGGAAAGCAUACGUGAAAAAGAGAGUUCUGAAGAAAGGAAACGAAACAAUGCACGCCGACAUUCAGCCCUCAAAAGUAAAUCGAAAAAAGGGAAACGCAAUGAAAGAAGAGAGUCAAAGAGAUCACCAAAAAACAAAUCAAAGUCAGUUAGCUCAAGUCAUGGGGAGGGUAUUAAUGUCUUACAACCACGCAAGCGCCGGCUGGCCUCUCUCAAUGCUGAGGCAGUGAACAGUCUACUGCUUGAAAGGGCUUCUGACCUUCAGCCAGCAGCCAAACAGGCCAGGAGACAGAUAGAACCCACAAAUGGAGGGGGUUCCUCAGAUGCAGAUCCAACCAGAAGUGUCCCCGGAGGUCUGAAGACCUCACGAGGUAACAUCAGUAAAGUCUCCUCAUCUCACAGACGAGAACUGUGCCAAAGCUCUAAGCCACUCAAGAGGGCCAAAGUCAGUCGUGCUGAUGAGCGCAGGGAGAUGAGUCAGGAGAGUCUCAAUGCUCCCGCCCCCAGACGAUUGGCUGGACUCAAUGCCGCAGCCCUGCUGAAGUUAACCAGCUCCUCUGCUACCAGUAAACAGAGAUUAAAGGCUGCACCCACAGCUACUAUCACGUCAGACUGCAAGGCUCCGGCUGCAGUCUCAAUCCCAAUACAGGACUCCAGAGUCAAACACAAACACAAAGGGCGAUCACAAAAGCAGAAGGGAAAGAAGGCCCCCUCCCCACACAGCGGUUGCACAGCCUGCAAGGAGAAGGCGGACUUUGAGCCGAAAGUUGAGUGGGAAUCAAGCAACUGCACACACAGACUGACCAAACCUGGCUACCAGUCACGCAGCAUGCUAGCAUACCCGCUAAAACAAGUGAAGGAGGAGCCACUGGAAACUGAACUGAGCCCAUACUACUGCUGUCCACCAGAGGGCUCAGUAGAAUACUGCCACCGUUUGGCCUUCUUUCUGGGUCAGCAGCCCUAUCGAGAAUCUGAUGAACAGCCUCUUAACACAGCCAUGACCCCUGUGAAGCGCGAGUGCCUCGUAACCUCACCGUCCCUGACCCAUUCCCAUCCACACACAGCCCUGACCCUCAGCCCCCACCCCUGCCUCUGCACCGCUGACCACUGCUUCUCCAGCUACUACGUCCACAUUGGCCACCCGACACACACUGGAACAACAUCAAAAUCCCUGGCACCACAACCUCUGAACUUUUCCCCAUCCAGUCUGUGCCCUAACCGGAUGACUGGCUCCAAGCUUCUGGGUUCACGGAUGUCCCACGGCUCAGGGCUGGCCCACCCUGCCUACUGUAACUCUGUGGCUUCACCCUGUUAUGGUGAUGCCUGUGGGAUCAAUGGCUACACAUACAGAGCCAUGCCUCCCGUCACCAGCCGGGGUUGCUCUUUCAGCACAGGAUGCACUGGAUGUACACACAGCAUCAAAACAGAGGGUUACGCCUCCCCUCAGGGUGACCACAGCUCCUCCCUUCUGGUAUCACCAUCCCUGCCCAUCUCCAGCUGCCCUCUCUCCAGUGUGCCCACUUCCACCCAGACUAAACCCCACCUGCUGAGCCCCCUGUCUGGGCGGGACCAGCCCCAGGCCAGGUUAAAGCUGGCCAGGGAAUGCUCUCAGAGCACCAAGCCCUCCAACGACUCUCUGUCCAUAGGUCGAACACGGCUGCCUCAGAAACAGUCAUCACCUUUGCCAAGUUGGACCAGCACCAAACAUAAGAAAAUCAGCCGGAGACGUGCCACCAACGGCUGGCGGACUGUUGGAAUGCCCACUGAGCGGGAUGUCUUCAUUGCGGGGGAGGAUGAGACGGCCCUGCGGCAGUGUUAUGAAGGAGUGGAGAGGGACGGUGAAGUGAUACAUGUCAGAGACACUGUGCUGCUACGAUCGGGCCCCAGGAAGAAAUCCCUCCCAUAUGUUGCCAAGAUAUCAGCGCUGUGGGAGGACCCCAAAACAGGAGAGCUGAUGAUGAGUCUUUUCUGGUACUACCGACCUGAGCACACCCAGGGAGGCCGAGAUCCCAGCGCACACUGUGAGAAUGAGAUUUUUGCCUCUCGGCAUCAGGAUGAAAAUAGUGUGGCCUGCAUAGAAGACAGAUGCUAUGUUCUCCCACUAGCCCAGUACUGUAGAUAUUGUGCCUUGGUGAAGCGGCGUGCCGAAGGUGCGCUAUCUGGCAGCACCAGCAUGGUGCCCUGCCGCCCGGACUUUGCCCCCCCCUCCCACCGCUGUGUGCCCACAGACGUUGACCCCGAGCUGGUGUAUCUCUGCCGGCACGUCUACGACUUCCGCUUCGGACGCAUUCUAAAGAACCUGCAGUAGAGGGAAGAGGGUUUGUCGCAUCUAUGAAUUAAUCAUCAAGUCCCGAAGGAGCAAUCACCCUGGUCUUUUCUGCUGGGGACCUCACGGUCAGAGGGAAGGGGGAUGACGGGGUUGGGUUGUUGAUGCAAAUAGUGUUUUUAAGAAGCACAGAUCCCUUUAGUCAACUACAGAGGGGGGUUGCUAUGUGAUAGAUGAAUCUGUCUCUGUCAGGCCACCGAUAUUUCCUGCUUUGGAACAGUGAGGAGGGCACUUUUCGUCCAUCAGCUUGGAUUUUUUGGCUUCCACAGCACUCCGAGGUUACAUAAAAGGUUGUGUCUCCACCUCCCCUUUGCCUGCCAGGAAUGCUGAACACCAGACUGGACUUGGCUACUGUCAGGACCGCAUUUCCCCCAAAGCAUCUUAGCACAACAAUCAUGUUUGUUCCAUUUGUAAACCAAUGGCUCAGGGAUGGUCUGCCUCUAAGGUGCUUCUGGAGAAGACAAGCCUGCACUGUCAGCUCGAUGUUAACGGUGUUCAACCAGCCAGUGUGGAGUAGCAGCUAAUGGAGAGUGUCGUCUUAUUUCCCCUGAUUUGAGUUUGUCUCAGUGUGAGAGAGUGGCAGAGCGAGGGUUGUCAGUAUGGAUAAAUGGAUAAAUGUGGGUGUGUGUGAUGCUUUUUUAGUAGGCUUUCAGGCAAUCAAACCAAACAAGCAGCUUUAGAGGACGUGGGUCUCUCUCUCGUCUACCAUCCUCUCUACUUUGUGAUUCAGCUCACCGACACUGACAUUUUCAUCUUGAGUGACGCUCCUCUCAAAUUAAAAUACCUGAAGAGGGUAUGUGAGAAAUACCUUUUACUUACCAAACUCAACUCUAGAUUAAAGUAUCUAAACCUGGGGUUAUGGCUCUAAACUGAUUCUACUAAUGAAAACACACUCAACUAUUACCACAGGCACAGUUUGGGCUGAUUCACGGGUUUUAAAAUAAUACCAGUGUUUCCCAUGAUUAGCUUAGACUGUGGCGACCCGCCAUAGUCCAAUUUAUCCAGCCACAGUCUCCUAAUGAACCAAAAUCUUUAUACACACUCACAAUAACAUAAAAGAUAUCUACUUUCUACUUGCUGCACCUUUCAUCAUAGAGCCGUGUGCAGCGCUCCUUGACUAGGAGCACACAGUUCUCCACAGUACAGGGAGUUACAGUCUUAUGCUUUAUUGUGCAUGACAGCAAACUGUGUGCUCUUGGGUGUGUUGCAAGUUCGGUUUCUAUGUGAAUUCUCGCAAUAUUACAUAGCUCAUUGGGCCUAUUAGCCAGGUUAUGAAAGUUGACCUGCUGGUAUUCUGAUUAUUAUUUUCGUUUUACUGUUGUACACACUACAUUUCCCCUAGAUUUAUAUUGUGAACCCCAAACCUUGAAGUCCAAACUGUGCCUAUGAAACCACAGUUGAUCCCCAGACUGUUGUUUCUUCACAGCCACAGCCCUUGUCUGAAGAAGCCUUUGUUCCAAAUAGGAUCUUAGAGGAUUCGCAAGGAGAGAGAGAGCCCUUGCUAAAGAUUCAAGACCCUCCUCUGCCCUGUGGAGGCUUAUCAAGAGGAGGGCCAUCGUUCAUUGCUUUUCUUUUAUUGUCAUAUUUUUUCACAUGUGCUGUUCCCUGUGACUUGCCUUAUGACUUGCAGGUAGAACAUUAGGCAGCUAAUCUCACCACAUACGAUAAGGAAGUGGUAGAUUGGAUUUACUCUUGUCCCGAGAAGUAGGAUUUUGCUGCCGAUCAAUUGACAGCCGUGGCAUGAAAAUGCACUAGUUUAGGGCUGCAACUAAGUAUUUUCAUCAUCUGUUCAUGGUUUUGUUGAUAAAUUGCAUCAAACUCGUGAAAAAUGGUCUGCGUCAUAAAAAGUUUGAAAUGACUUCAAUGAAGAUUAGAUCAUCAAGAAACUAGUGGAUAAAUUAGACUUCUAUCGACUGAUCGUUGCAGCUCUACACUGGUUAGAAACCCAGUGCCCUUUUCAUGUUGACGACCUGCUUUGCUCGAGCUGCUCACCUGCGUUCUGAAGUGCCACAACACCUGGGAAAUGUCUAUUCUAUCCCUUCUAAUUCUACACCCAUACUGAUUUUUCUUCCUCCUGCUCCUCCUCCUCCUCCUCCUCUUUCCCCAAAGACAAACCAAAGGAUGUCACACAAGCCAGAGUCCCCGUCUCCUCCCUCGCACUUCUUCCUCUCUUCAGCACCUCUGCCCUCGUUCCCUUAUUAUAUUGCACUAAUCCAUUCCUUUAUUACGACAAACAUUCUUUUUUUCCUUUUUGUUCUAGCUACUAACAUCGUCCUGGGGAAACAUAAUGUUUAUCAUUAUCAAUGUGCGUAUGUGUGUGUGUGUGUGUGUGUGUGUGGGUCUGUGUGUGUGUGUUUUGUAGAGAAGGAAAUGGUUACGAUGUCAUGGCUGCUUUUGUCAGUGCAAACUGUAUAUUUUGAUGAUUUCCCCAGUAGAGGAGUUGGCCAGUGUGUUUGUCAUGUUACCUGAUGCACAACCUGUUGAAUCCCAUGGAAUAUAAACAGUAUACAUUUACAGUAUAUGUAUAUUACUAGUCAUUCCAUUAGAUUUUUAAAAAAUCAGCUCUGACAUACUUAUAUAAAUAUACAAUAUAUAUAUAUGUAUGUAUGUAUUAUGUAUCCUCACUGUUGAUGUGCUGAGGUUUCAGGAAGGGAUCUGGAUGAGGCCUGACUCAGACUGUAGAUAAAGAUGGACGACACGUCUCCUCUUCCUCCCGCCAUCCACAAACGAAGCCAAAAUAUCUUGAAUAUGAGCGCUGCCAUUUUGUGCUGAUGAUGUCAUUAGGGGUAGCAAUCAGGGAAUUGAGCUGUGGUAGCGAGAGCCUGCAGAUACACAUGCUCGACCAAUCGCUAGUCAUACACAUGCUCGACCAAUCGCUAGUCAUACACAUGCUCGACCAAUCGCUAGUCAUACUCAGCUGUCAAUCAUGACGUUUCACCCCCUUUUUAUAGCAUUGAAGAACAAAUUAAAACCAAAUUUAGUGGGGAAAUGAACAAAGAACUACCUAAUUUUACAGAAACAAUCAUGAACUUAAUUUAUUUGACUUUUUAAUUUGAUUCAUUCACUCACAUGGAGAGGGUGGGGUGUUUGACCUAUACUGCAGCCCACCACUAGAGGACAUUCGAGAUACUUUGGCGUAACAUCUGGGGAGCUGUCAUCCAUCUUUAUGCACAGCCUAUGGGUUAAACAUAGCACCAUGUUAGACGUGUGUUUGGAUUGAA